Molecule: messenger RNA, 360 nt
Organism: Solanum verrucosum
Lineage: Eukaryota; Viridiplantae; Streptophyta; Magnoliopsida; Solanales; Solanaceae
Product: mini zinc finger protein 1-like
Exons: 1
Coding region: 1-360 (119 amino acids)
Biological process (GO): regulation of developmental process; regulation of DNA-templated transcription
Cellular component (GO): nucleus
Molecular function (GO): transcription cis-regulatory region binding; DNA-binding transcription factor activity
Source: RefSeq, a predicted model, not a curated record
AUGGCAAACAAUUCAAGCUCAAAUCCAAGUGGUGAUAUGAUGAUAAAAUAUGGUUUAUACCUAAAAAUCCAUGCUGCUAAUUUUGGUGACUAUUCAGUUGAUGGAUGUCGUGAAUUUGUGAAGAAGGGUGAUGAUGGAACUAAAGAAGAAUAUAUUUGUGCUAAUUGUGGAUGUUUUAGGAGUUUUCAUCGAAUGAAUAGUCAAUCAUUGUAUCUUCCUCCAAUACUUCGAUCUCGCUUCUUUCACCCACAUGUUAAUCCACAUGGUGGUGGAAAUGCACCAGUUAUUUUUCAUCCUUUCAAUAAUCGAUUUGUGCCAGUUCAGUACAUCAGAAGGCCCGUUUUCUACUAUUAUCCUUGA